Molecule: messenger RNA, 3105 nt
Organism: Adineta ricciae
Lineage: Eukaryota; Metazoa; Rotifera; Eurotatoria; Adinetida; Adinetidae
Source: the annotation of a GenBank genome assembly
AUGAAUGUAUCCAUAAAUGAUUCGUCAUUCUUAAGCGAUCGAUCUCGACAACGAUCGAUGAUAUCAGCUGGUUUUCAAUUGUCAUCAGCGUCAGCUAAUUCACCAUUUGAACAAUAUUCAUCGAAACUACCAGCAUCUGUUCGUGGAGCGCUUAAUCAUACAACAGAUAUAUCCUCACUGAGUGCUCGUUUCUCACGGAACGGCUAUUGCUGGCUUGUCUCUGGACAAAUCGCUUAUGUCUGGCUUGCUUCUGGUUCAAAUCGUAUCACUGAUGCUGUAAUUCAUCAAGAACUCAAACUACCGGAAUGUGCACUUGGUCAACAAGCGAAUCUCAUGGAAUUAUUUUCCAUCAAUGCAGAUGACAAUGAUUCUUGUUCGUGUUUAGUUAUUACUUGUGAUGGUUAUGCUCGCUUUUGGCGUACUAUUGUUCGUCCGAAUGAUUAUUAUGAUGUUAAACUUGAAUUUGACCAGAUUGAGUAUUUAUGUCAUUUCAAAGAUGAUAUCUGCGUGUGCGGUUCGUAUUCAGGAAGAUUGUAUACUGUCCCAUGCAAUGCUUUGUGUAAUAAAGCGUAUAUUCGACCAACAUCUUCGUCUUUACUCUCAUCGAUUGGUUUCGGUCUCAAAUCGAUGUUGUUUGGCACCAGUCGUCAAAUGAAAGAUAAUGAAAUUCUUCGUUGCUUGCAUUCAUUGAAAUCUGACACUUCGACGCCGUCAACAAGCACGAUGAAUGUCGAUUUAGUUUCUUUAACUGACAAACAUUUAUAUUUUUGGUACUUGGCAGAAAAUGAUAUUCAGCUGGUACAUUCAAUGGAUCUUCAAGUUAUAUUUGCUAACGAAGCAAGCAAAGAUCAAAAAUCCAAUGAGCACGAUCGAAACGUUUCGUGCAUCUCAUUGAGUGUGACACAAGAAACAAUCUAUGUUCUGGCUAUCCAUCAUAGCAUCCAUGAUUACCGCUUGAUGUUAGGUGUGUUCUCAUUGAAUCAUGCAGGUGUUCAACUCGUCUCGAUGAUAUUUCUUGCCAACCAUCUUAACAUACGAUUAGAUGAAAUUAUCGUUAAACCACGUGUACGAAUAUUCGCUGUACCAAAUCAACCAGCAAUUUUAGUUCAUACGAAAAAAGACGCUUUUAUCUACACAGGUCCCGAUUAUUCUGUGCUACUUAGAGCAAGUUUCUCCAAUCUAAAUGAGACGAUAUUAGGCAGUGGUUUGUGCACUCAACGUCUACUACUGUUUUGUCAUGUACAAGGUUUAAUAACACCCCGUAGUCAAGAUUUAAUGACGAAUCUGCUUACGAAAACAACAACGAACGAUCCGUACAAACCGAUGAUUGAUUCAUUCCAUGCAUUUCUACUUCGAAAUGAUCCAGGUGGUGCUGUGGAAUUAUUUCGACGUUUUCUAACCACAAUUGAUACCAAUCAGCUAGAUGAUAUCAUUGUACAAUUUGGUAUGUUCAUCAUCGAUGAUCCAUCGUUACAAGAAACAAACGAUUUAACCAGACAAUUAGGGAAGAAAGGAGAUAUUUACAAUUAUUACUUUUCAUUUCUUAAACUAAUUGGUGUUUGGAACAAACUUCAUGUCGCACACUUUAACAAUGGAAUCUAUCAUACAAAACAAAUUUUACAACAAUUCGGUGAAAAAUUAGAAUGUGCUAAAGCAUUCGCUCAAGCUAGCCAACAAUCGCUCUAUUUACAAGCAGCAUACCGUUCGACAUCUCGACAGAAUCAAAUCUCCCAUAUAGCUGAAGUAUUGACAACAAUAGUCCUUGGUGUUAUUGAAACAAGUCGCACAAUCGAAAUUCAGUCCUAUGAAGAAGCGACGCGUUUAUUAUUGAUCGCAUUCGAUAGUAUACUGAAAUACAGACAAGAACACGAACAAGAAUCAGUCAUCUCAUCGAAUCCCAUUGACGAUGAAAACUAUACUCAAUCGAUCAUUUGUCAACCAUGGAUUUUAUACGAACAAAAUCUUAACGAUCUAUUUAUCAUUCAUUGUACUCAACAUUUUGAACAAGCAUUGGAAUUAUGCGAAUCACGCGAAGUUCGGGAACGUUUACUAACGAUGAUAUCCCGACUUGUCUAUCGUAUUCUUGAUGAGUAUCGCUUGUAUAUGUGUGAUCUGUACUCGGACAGUGAUUUAAAUAAUGAUACUGAACAACGACCAUGGGUUAACUACAAACAAACGCGAUCAGCGUUGAUAAAAGUCUUCAUUAAACUAAACGAAUAUCCAAAAGGAAAACAAUUAGCAGAAGAAUUCGAAGAUUAUUUAGCACUGAUUGAAAUAUGUGAUGAAUUGAAAGACGUCGAACAAUUACGAACAUACAUCGAACAAUUUAGAGACAAAUUUAUGGUUAUAUUCGAUGAAUAUCUCCGAUCUAAAUCUGCGGUGUCUGUUCUAUUUCAAGAGGAAUACUUCGAUUUGAAAGCUGUUCAGCGUUAUCUUAAAUCCAAGCCGGAAUAUGAAUGGAUGGUUGAUAUAAAAAAACGUGAAUACGAGAAUGCUUCAUUAUCAACGUUACAACAAGUUGGCGAAACUAUUGGCAAACGCCAAACUCUCUUAGCCAUCAGUAAAUUCGCAUUGUUAGCAAGCAGUCAUAAUGAAGUUCGAAAUCCUGAAGCAAUUAAACUACGUUUGAAUUUCAUUGAGAACGAAGAAAAUCUCUGUCAACAACGGCUAGAUUUGUUAUCGAAUUUGGAUGAGAACGAACGCUUGAGACAGCCGUUAAUCAGUGCAAAAGACAUGAUUAAAAAUUUGGUCUUGAAGAAAAACACUUCGCAAUCACUGUUACAACGGUAUUGUAGCGCACUGAAAAUUCUCUCCCAAAUGGAGACAAAUCCCGACUUUGAUCAAUUGCGUUUAUUCAUCUUCGCUCAAGCACUUCUCCUCGAUCCUCUCAAACCGAUAGGAAACUCAGUCGAUCCAUUAUCAUGUAAUGCCAAGACACUUUUCAGUCAAUUAUUUGACUACAUCAAACAGGAGAAUCUUGAGAAAUAUAAUCUAAUUCCAUCCCGUGAAAAACUUCAAUCAUCCAGUGAGCUUAUCUCCUAUCAAAACAAUGUAGAUUUCCAACAAGCACUCUCAGCGAUCUAUUCAUCCUUGUUAACCAAAUAG